ACAGGUGUCGCAAGCCACACAUUUUUCUUCCUCACUCCUCACACAGUCACACUGUCGACCGCACCACGAGUGGCCAUGCUCCAACUCGCCCCCACGCCGCUGCCGUCGCCGGCGGCCGGGCGUAGGCCUCGACCCUCCUCCGCAUGCAUCUGCUGCUCGAGCGUACGCGCGCUGGAGGAGGCGAAGCGGGUGGUGCUGGUGCGGCACGGGCAGAGCACGUGGAACGCCGAGGGCCGCAUCCAGGGGAGCUCCGACGCCUCCGUGCUCACGCCCAAGGGGGAGGCCCAGGCCGAGACCUGCCGCCAGAUGCUCGCCUCCGACUCCUUCGACGCCUGCUUCACCAGCCCGCUGGCGCGCUCCCGCCGCACCGCCGAGAUCAUCUGGCAGGGGCGUGGGCGUGGGCGUGGCGACGGCCUCAUCCCGGACCCCGACCUCCGCGAGAUCGAUCUCUACUCUUUCCAGGGACUCCUGAAGCGCGAAGGGAGGGAGAGGUACGGUCCUCUGUACCGGCAGUGGCAGAAGAACGCGGCCGAGUUCAGCAUCGACGGCCACUACCCGGUGCAGGAGCUGUGGGACCGCGCACGGAGCUGCUGGGAGAGGAUUUUGGCGCACCGGGGCAAGUCAGUGCUCGUGGUCGCGCACAAUGCAGUGAACCAGGCACUUGUUGCCACCUCUUUGGGGCUUGGCGCGGAGCACUUUCGGAUUCUGCUCCAGAGCAACUGUGGCGCUAGUGUGCUGGACUUCACCCCACGGGCUGGGGGAGGUCCUCCUACCGUCUGCCUUAACCGCUUAAAUCAGACCCCAAACUCUCCUGUCGCUGGGGGAAGUUCUGCGGGAAGAAAGACGAGCAAGAGGAUCAUUCUGGCCUGUCAAGGGGCUACACAAAGCAGUUCUGAGAUUAGCUUGGGUGGAACGGGAUAUGCGCCGCUGAACAUGCUCGGGACUAUACAGUCUCAGAAGACUGCGGAACUACUCCUGGAUUUGAAGGUCGACAGCAUCGUCUGCAGCCCGCAGGUGGCAGCUGUUGAUGCCGCGACUAUCAUAUGUGAGGUCCAAGAAGCUGCAGAUUGCUUAGGUGCUGAUUGCGUGCCUCGUUACGUGGAAACGAAAAGGUUGAUAGAACUUGAGAUUGAAGACGCCUUUCAAGCAAAGCAGAAGAGAUUUGGGGACAUAGGCGGCGGCGGCACGGAGUACAAAUCACUGGAGCGAGUAUGGGCUCGGUCCGAGGAUGCAUGGCAGGCACUGCUCAGGGAGUUGCCAGAUGACACAUCGGAGCGUGUUGUUGUGGCCGUAGGUCAUCCUGCCAUUCACCUAGCUCUAAUCUGCCGGUGCCUUGGUUUGCCGAUGGAGUAUCUGUCUUCUUUCCACCUGGACGAAGGCAGCGUCAGUGUGAUCGAUUUCCCAGACGGACCGAGAGGAAGAGGCGUCGUCAGAUGCACGAAUUACACGGCCCAUCUGGGAAGAUGGGCGAUACCCAUUACACGGCCCAACUGAAAAUGACUAAGAAUUCUAAUCUAACAUGCUAGUUCCCCUCUGUAUAGCAUAGCAUCACCAUACCGAUGUACGUACAUAUAUAAAUCUUGAUCUCAGUAUGUCACCAAGGCAAAUGAUGAAUAUGUCUAUUCGGAUGACGUCAAGUGGUUAUCAGUUCAAGAGAAGAGAGACCAGACCGAUGGAUUCCGUUUCGUGUGGCAUACAGGACAGGACAGGAAGAGAUGCUGACAAAGGCUGAUGCCUCGAUCUGCAUGGCGGAAGAAGGUUCAGGGCUUGAGCAGGAGCAUGCCACAUGUCUUUUCUGCUGCCACGUGUAGCGCUUCAACUUCCAGCAGCACAGCACUGCACUCUACAGGCUGCUGCAACGCCUCGAUCCCAUGCCCAUGGCCAUCCAUGUCGAGCGAGCCCACCAUGCACUCUACUCUAACUAAUCUAAUGGAGUACUCAACGCCGCACCAGGUGUCCGGGAACCAGCAGCACGGUUACUCCGGCGAUGGCCGGCCAAGAGGCACAUCCGGCGGGGAGUCCGACUCCGACGACGACGCCCUCCUCUUCCUCGCCGUCCCGGCAGGCUGGCUCGUGCGCCUGCUCGCGUUCCUCGGGGAGCUCGUGGCGUCUGCCAUCCUCGGCCUCGUCUUCCCCGUCGCAGCCCUCGUGGGCGCGCUGCGCGCCCUCCCCGCGGCGGCCGCGUCCAGCCUCCGGCGCGUGGCGCGCGGCCUGCUCGCCGCGGCGUGCACCUUCGCCGCACUCGUGGCCGCGCUGCUCGUGUCCGUGCUCCUGGGCUUCGUUCUCGUCCGGCGCUGCGUCGAGGGCCCGGUCACCGUGCGCCAGCAGCUCUUCUUCGACUACACGGAGGCGCAGCCCAGCGCCGCGGUGCUCCUCGGUGGAGCGCGAGGCGCCGUGCUGCCGGCGGGUCACUCCGUCAGCGUGUCCAUGGCGUUGCUCCUUCCUGAUUCCUACCACAACCGUGAGGUUGGCAUGUUCCAGAUAAAAGCAGAGGCGGUCUCGGCAAGUGGAGUCACCAUGGCAUCAGCGACACAGCCGCACAUGCUUCGUUACAAGAGCGGCCCAGUCCGGCUGGCGCAGACCGCGCUGCUGUGCGUGCCGCUCACUCUGGGCAUGCGCAGCGAGGCCCAGGCCGCCAGCCUCAGGGUGCUGCAGUACAGGGAAGGGCACGGCCGGCACAGGAGAACAGGGGCCAUCAGAGUGCUGCUGCAGCCGAGAGCCGCGACGGUGAGCCUGCCCCAGGUGUACAGGGCAGAGGUGGUCGUGCAGACGGCGCUUCCGUGGGCGAAGAGCCUGGCGCGCGGGUUCAGGUGGACGCUCUGCGUGUGGGUGUCCUCCUCCGUGUACGCCGUCCUCGCUGUUUGCUGGGUCCGGCCUCUCGUGCUGUCCGCGAGGAGGAGGCCGUCUGGUGUUCAGGAGGCCGAUGGAAACUUGGCUUCUGGUUUGGGUUUAGUAGACAUGGGCGACCGCCCAAGGAAGGAGGCGUCUGAUUGUCUUGCAGCGAGGUGGAGAGCGAGGAGAAGCGAGCGGAAAGCGCAGCUCCGAACGCGGUUACAUGGAGGCGGCAUGGAGCUGGAGGCCACUGAGGAUUCAGCUUCUAGUGUUGCGGUGGUAGAGAGAGAGAAAGAGCCUGGUGAGGCCGUGAAUGAUCCUUGAGAAUCUGGUUGUGUACAAUCGUCGGUAUCUGGUGGUAUCAACUAAUUUUAAUUAAGGGUGUUUCUAUACUACUCUACAUCUCGAGCCAUGUAGAUGGAUGAAUGAACACUGCAUACACUUCAUGGAA
Zea mays is the source of this 3283-nucleotide messenger RNA. RefSeq lists its product as uncharacterized. The transcript has 9 exons. Lineage: Eukaryota; Viridiplantae; Streptophyta; Magnoliopsida; Poales; Poaceae. Gene Ontology annotation, biological process: lipid droplet organization; lipid storage. Gene Ontology annotation, cellular component: endoplasmic reticulum membrane. Bases 76 to 1494 code for a protein of 472 amino acids. The record is from RefSeq and is a predicted model, not a curated record. Gene Ontology annotation, molecular function: phosphatase activity.